GGCUCCAGUUGGUCGUACCACCACCCUGAGUCGCCUGGGUGUUUUGGCCCUCAUUGGAUGACUUCUCGAAAGAGUACUUGCUUAGAGAAAAACGCAAACAGUCAGAAGAGGAUGCCAUUGCUUAGUCGUUUUGGCGUUGCGGUUCUUGAUGGUCCGUGCGAACCUGAGACGCAGCUGCUUGCGUGGAGUGCAGGGAGCGCAGUGUGGGGGCAUGAACUCAUCGACCACGAAAAUACCAGACGCUCUCGGGAUUGAAUGCAUCAGAUGCCAUAGGGAUGACCAAGGAGGAAGAAGACAGAGCUUUCUCAGCAUGGUUAUCGCUAUUCAUUGCGGGCCUGCUAGAUUGGAUACGAUGGAUUUGGGGCAACACCCAUUCAAAAACUCCCCUCCAAGUCUUGAGUGCACAACUGAAGACCUCGGAGUCUUACCAAGAGUACGUUGGCCGAGCGGACGUCAUUGACCAGUACUACGAGUUCGAUGUCUGGCGACAACAGCAACCAUCCCGGAAAUACGACUGGCAGCUCCUACGAGGGCGCGUUGACGCGAUGGCUCGAGCACGACAAAACGGUGACCUAUCCGCCCUCGUCGAAGGUCUUCGGAGCGGACUCCUCCGCAAUCUGGGAAAUUUGGCAAGCAAGGAGCUUCACAAGAAAGCGUUUGUCGGUACAAAGUUCCUGAUCGAGGAGUACAUCGCAGAAGUCUGCGCAUCACUUCGGUACCUUUCACAAGUACCGACGACAGACUCGACUCCGAACUCAGCACAGCGCAAGUUUAACUUCUUUCGCGAGACGAGACAGAGUUUCGGGCGAACGGCACUUAUUUUACAGGGUGGAACGGUCUUUGGGCUCUUUCACCUCGGCGUGAUCAAAGCUCUUCAUGAGCAAAACACGCUACCGCGAAUCAUCGCCGGGCAUACAGUGGGCGCACUCAUCGCGGCGCUUGUAUGCAUUCACACCGAUGACGAGCUCCCAUCUUUCCUUUCCUCACAAGCUAUCGACCUCUCCGCUUUCCGCGACCGCUCCGGUAGCAGCUGGGCCCAACUCUACCGAAAACUUACGCGACUCAUCACGAAGGGCGUCUUACUGGACGUCAAAGUCCUCGAACGCUGCGUGGCAGACAACGUGGGCGACACAACAUUCGAAGAAGCCUACAAACGCACCAAACGAAUCCUAAACAUCACCAUCUCCGGCGGCGCAGGCGCCGAGGAGAGUGGAUUGUUGAAUUACCUCACCGCACCCAACGUCCUAAUCAGAACCGCCGCCCUAGCAAGUCUCGGCACCGACAAAGUUGAACUCCUAGCAAAAGAAGAAGACGGAACAGUUGUCCCGUGGGAUCUUGCAUACUCCUACCGCAAACGCCCGUCAACACCCAAGAAAAGCAUUUCGGCUGAAUCACCCUACACUCGCAUAACCGAACUCUUCAACGUAAACCACUUUAUCGUCUCCCAAGCCCGUCCAUACCUCGCCCCCUUCCUCUCUUCCGAUUCAUCCGAUUUGCAUAAACACCAUACACUCCUUCCAUCGAUCCUCCGUCUCGCUGCACUGGAGAUUAAACAUAGAUUACAACAACUGGAUAGUCUUGGACUGUUACCGGCGAGGGUGAGGAGAUUUGUGGUGGAUGAGUAUGUACCGAGUCAGGGAGAUCCGGUUGUCAUCGUACCGGCGCUCUACGCGAGUGACGCAGGCAAGAUGUGGAGGAAUCCAACUAAGGAGAUGAUUGAAUAUUUUGUCUUGAAGGGAGAGCGGGCAACAUGGCCCGCAUUGGCGUUGAUUGACGUACGACUACGAAUUGAGUUGACGCUUGACAGGAUAUUCCUUGAGAUCAAAGAGCAGGAUGAGGCGGCUUUUGCGAUGCCGAGGGAGGGGGUGGAGGAUAGUGAGGGUUCGUCGAAUGGGACGCCGAAGAUUGCAGCCAAGGUGAUUAUUACGAGGAAGUUGAGAGCGCAGUCGGUGACGUGAUGGUAUCUCAAGGGGAUAUUAUUGAGACGAUCGCAUAUGGACAUUAGGAUUUGCAAUGAUUCUGACCGUAGCUGACUGGAUCUGUCCAACCACCUUUCAAGCACAAGGGA
Molecule: messenger RNA, 2068 nt
Organism: Saitoella complicata NRRL Y-17804
Lineage: Eukaryota; Fungi; Ascomycota; Saitoellomycetes; Saitoellales; Saitoellaceae
Exons: 3
Coding region: 276-1958 (560 amino acids)
Biological process (GO): lipid metabolic process
Molecular function (GO): triacylglycerol lipase activity
Source: RefSeq, a predicted model, not a curated record